Molecule: messenger RNA, 882 nt
Organism: Rotaria socialis
Lineage: Eukaryota; Metazoa; Rotifera; Eurotatoria; Philodinida; Philodinidae
Source: the annotation of a GenBank genome assembly
AUGAUGAUCAAGUCUUCAUCGAUAGCCAAGAUUCUUCGUCAUUGUUCUGUCUUUCGAUCUAUUCAACGUUUUGAAAGUUCUACAACAACAUCAUUUCCUCCUGAGUCACCAGCAAGUCCUAUAACUCAACAACUUCCAUUGAUUGUUAGUCGACAAAUUGAAUAUCCUCAUAUACGUUAUCCGCCGCUACAAGCUUGGCUUGAAACAUUAGGACAAAAACGAGAUGAAAAACUAGGUCUUGUCGAUUUGCACCCAUCGAUUUGGCAAACAUCACCAAGAUUGGAUAUUCUCUAUGAAAAUGUUGAAUGGCAGAAAACUUACAAAAAAAUUGAUUGGGCAUAUACACCUCCACAUCAUGAAUAUCCAAAUAUGCGAACGAAACCAUGGCCACAAAAAGGAACUGGUCGAGCACGACAUAAAUCGCGUUUUGGUCCACAAUGGAAAGGUGGCUAUAAAGUCAAUGGACCCAAAGGUCCAACAUCAUUUUUCUAUGUUCUUCCAAAAGAAAAACGCGUCGAAGGUCUUUGUACAGCCUUAACUGUUAAACUUCAUCAAAAUGAUGUUCAUAUUGUCGAUUCGCUUGAUUUACCAACUCAUCAACCAACAUAUCUUCAAGAACUAGCAGAGGAUCGUUUUUGGGGCCCAUCAAUUCUCUUUGUUGAUGAUACGGAUAUUAUGCCACAUAAUAUUAUGUUUGCAACUGCUAAAACCGAAGGAUUUACGUUGAUGCCUGUUUAUGGUUUGAAUGUUCACAGUAUGAUAAAGCAUACAACAUUGGUAUUGACCAUACGAGCAUUGAAUAAAAUAGAAAAAAAGCUUCUACACGCAUUGCAUUCAUACGAUACACAAAAAGAUCAGCCUCCAGCACCGGAUGAACCUUAA